This is a messenger RNA of Carassius gibelio (silver crucian carp), 4776 nucleotides long. Its product is annotated as GRIN2-like protein. Gene Ontology annotation, cellular component: plasma membrane. The record is from RefSeq and is a predicted model, not a curated record. The transcript is spliced from 3 exons. Gene Ontology annotation, biological process: neuron projection development. NCBI's taxonomy places the organism in Eukaryota, Metazoa, Chordata, Actinopteri, Cypriniformes, Cyprinidae. Bases 1958 to 3307 code for a protein of 449 amino acids.
AACCAGCAGCACAUGUCUACAAUGCAAUGUCUACAAUGAAACUUAAUCAGUAGGGAGCACUGGCACUGACUCGAUUGAUCUAAGGGUCAGUGUACUGACACUUUAACAUCCAAAGGUGAGAAUGUAAAUAUGCCGGUGUGGGUGUGACUGGAGUUCAGGUAGGUGUGUGAACAGUGAACAGUUACAGAUCCCCCGGGGAAGAGACAGGAAACAAUAGUGCCCUUUGGAACAGCCAUGACUCAUGCUUGAAGGACUAUCUUUCAUAAGAGAAAGUUCAGAGUCCCUUUAAAGGACACCUGAGACAGGCGCAACUCACCCAGGACCACCAAAGCGCUUAUCUCAGCUAUGCCAGGACUAUUUCUCUUGAAAAAAACUAAAUUUUCUCACACUUAGUCACUGAAUGGCUUUCAGCAGUUUCUUUGUUUAUUAGACACAGCUACAUUACUUAACCUUGUUCCUAUCUUUUGCCCUUCAUUGCCGGGCCAGCAGUGUUUUCUCAACAAUGCAGCUCAGAAUGUACUCUCUGAGCAUAUUGCAGCUUUUUUUUCUGCGUCUUACAGAGCAGAAUUUGAAACUCUCUGUACAUAAGGUCAGAUCACCUAUUUUGCCGCAGCACAGCUUGGUUUUGUGAUGAUGUUCUAUAAUGAGUUGUCAAUAAACCUUCAAAAUUGUGUCAGCAGCACAAGCAAAGCCCAAUUUCAUUUUGACAAUUGGACACAUCAAUAGUAGCCGCAUCCAUCUUUAACACUCUGACAAAAGGAAGCGUCAACCCUCAUUCAAGACUGAUGAUUGGUGACCGCUGCUUUGUCCCUUGUUCUUUCUCUUGGUCCAUUUCUGUACUUAAUCUGUGUGCUUAUGGCCACACCCUUGUCCAGAUGUUGAGUCUCAGGGAAUCUCUCCCUCUACACAGAUAGACAGACAGAUAGAUAGAUAUUUCAGAGAGGGUGCUAAGUUAUAUUUCCUCUGUUAAAUAGAGCACCCAGAAAACAAGUACUAAACUGGUGAAUGAACAACUGAAAGAACUGUCUGCCCACAAAUGACUCUCAGAGGGAUCAGUGUUCAUUCACACUUCACUGUUGUGAUCCCGUGCUAGUGUGUGUAUUGAAAGAUGAUACAUAAUAUCAUGGUAUCACAAUAAAAGAAGAGUCAUCUCAUAACCAUUGAGAAAUGUUGUUUCCAUAGCAACAGGGGGAGAAUGAUGGUUAAGCCAGAGAGACUUCGAGAGGGAGUGGCACUUCUUUAUAAAGAAGGAUGUGAAAGACAGAAACACAUCUCCACUGUGUUUGUGUGUCUGCAUGAUUCCAACAGACAGUGAGGGCAUUUCAAGGCCUUUCGAGGGAGCGAGUAAUUUGGCUGUCCAUCCAUUGAUUUCCUUUACAUUCAUUCAAGUGCUUCCCCUUUAUUUUCUGUCAGAUGCAUGAAGUGGCACCAACGCUGGCAGCUUAACCACCGCUGCACUGCCUCAUCUCCAUAAUCUCCUCCUUCUCUCAGUAUCCAAUUUCCUUCAGCCCUCCACCACAUCUCACGUGUAGUCUUUCCCCACAACACCCACACAAACACAGGCACACACAUUCCUUCUUCAUUCUCCCUCUCAGACACACACACACACGCACACAGACACACGCGUGCACCCCUCCUGCCUGGGGAUUUGAAGAUGUGACUGAGGCUGGUUUGUAAUCAGAUGAAAAACGAGUAUAAUCCCGAAGCUCCCUCCAUCUUUUACACUGCUGGAGUGGGGAUGCUGAAGGAGAGGACAAGGGCCAGGAUGGGUCACGUGUGACGGAGAGAUCUGUGCCGACGGAUCCUGCCUUUAUAAGGACCUGGACUGACGCUGCACUCUUAGGAGACUGGGAUGACCGCAGAGAUCACAGAAGAGACAGUGGACGGGUAAAGACGGGGAGAGGACAUCAAAGAGAGCUUCAUCUGUGACUGGCACACAAGAUCCAGAAGAUAUCAAAUGGCAGAGGCUGGGCAAACUGUGUCACACUGUGGCACAAUCCCUUCAGACCCUGUUAUCACAGCUGAGUACAGUUCAGCAGAGGUGAAGCCUGAAGAUGUACCCCUGAAGAGCUCCAAUGAAGCAAUAUACUUCCCAAAAGACCUCAACGGCAGCCAGAUCGAUCAACACGAUACAAGUGGUCCCUGUAUUUCUGAGACCCACGUGUCUGAUGGUGUGUGUUUACAGUCAGUGAGCCAUCAGAAUAAACACACAUGUAGGUGUUCACUGACGGUGCACAGGGAACAUGUCUUAUCUCCUCCCAAGGUCCUACAAGACCACAGUCUCUUAUCAAUGCAAAGAAGCCACUCAGACAGCUUGCAGAUUUUUAAAGAGACCACAGCUUCUCCUCUCUACUGUGAAACAGGUGUUUCUUUUUGCCAUGGACGAAACCAGGAUGUCUGUGCGCGGUCGUUUCCUUCUUUAGUGUGUAAACAGGCCAUGCCGCUUCAGCAGAACAAUACUAUGACCACGUCCACUAGAGCAGGAAGUAGCAGGUCGGGCAGCCCAACUCAACCAGCCAAACAUGGCUUCAUUCACAUCUGUGAAGUCAUUCCAGAAGCCACCUGCCCCAUAUUCAAAGAAUCUGUUUGUUGUAAGUCACACUUCCACCAUGGAGCCAUCGAGGACACUUUUGCGGCAUACUGCCACCCGCAACCAAUUCCUGCCCCGGCCCAGCUGCUUCCACACUUGAUAGGAAUGGAGAAGUACAAGGGCCAAGUAUCAGCAGGCAACCUGCUCGCUCUUCCCCGGCUUAUCUCUUCUGUCAGCGAGACUGGACUGGACGGUAAGCGACUCCUCUGCUGCUGCAAUCCGGACUGCUCUUGGCCUGCUCCGUUGGGGCCAGCUGGCGCCCGACAGCAGAUGGAUGAAACGUCCAAGAGGGAAGCAGGGACCAUGACCACAGAAAAAGAGCUGAGAGAUGUGGGAGUGCAAGUAGGUCAGGACUCUGAGGAACAGCCCCAGCACGUGUUCCCAGAAGUUUGCCUGGUUGAGGAGAAGACGAAUGCGCAUGGCAAAGAGGCAUCAAAGAGUCAAAAGUCUCCUGUGAAAGAGGUGAAAUGGGAUGCGGAGGGCAUGACCUGGGAGGUAUAUGGAGCCUCGGUCGAUCCUGAGGAACUCGGCCUUGCAAUUCAGAAACAUCUAGAGGUACAGAUCAAAGAAACGAAGGGAAUAGCAGCAAAGCUCUCGCACCAGAACACGGACACAUCCCAGCACAGCUCAGGAUUGACCCAGAGGAGAAAAAAGAGGUUGUUGGGGUUUCUGCACUACCCGGGCUGUUGUACUCGCACCACCGGUGCAGUGGACUAAAGGACACCAAAUAGACAAUUUAAAGGGGUCAUAAAAUGCUACAUGCACUUUUACAGGUUGUUUGAACUAAAAUGUGAGUUUGCAGUGUUUUUUUUUUGUUUUUUUUUGCUUAAAUCAUUUCCCCUUUCUCAAAUCGAGUCUUUGUCACAUCACAAAAACAAGCCCCUCCCACGAUAGUUUGAUUGACAGUGGUGUUUCAGCACAGACUGGACUGGUGUCUUACCUCAGACCCGCCCAGAGUGAGCUGUCAUCAGUCCUCCAUUGUUUCACCGCUGGAGCAGAUGUAGACAAGAAUGACUCCUAAGAAACUGAGGUGUUCUGUUGUUGGAUGUAAUAAUGGACAUAGCAGUCGUCAUUUACGCAGUGGAUUUUGUUUGUUUCUGAAGGGAACGUGCCCUGAUCUGCCCAAAUGCAUCUAUGUUGGUGUGAAUCAGUCGUUAUCCAGCUUUAUCUAAAGAAGAAGUGAGUGUAAGGUUUUUACUGAAUCUUUGCAAAACACCUUUCCUAAUAAUGUGCUAGUUAGCAAGGUUCAGAAUGAAUGCACGGCUAAUCUAAACAGUCCCUCAGAGAGCCACUCAGAAGAGAGGGGUGGGGUCAGCAGAGCUUAUUUGCAUUUAAAGAAAAAUGCUACAAACCUGCUGCUGUGAAAAGAGCUGUUUUUGAUUACGACUAAGUUCCUGCCUUGCAUUAUUCUAUGUGGAAACGAAAAACGUUUCUUGUGCACGUUUUUCAGCACUGUGAAAGCACUUGUGAUGGAUGUAAGAGAAUACAGUAACUGUGGCGCUAUCUGCUGGUCAAAGCACGAUAGUAAAACAGAGGGUAUAAAAUCAUGUGUAAAUUCUUUUAAAAGUAAAACUAUUUACAUGACACUACGUUUCAAAAGGUUAGGGCUUUCCGAACUUAUUUCAAUAUGUGAUUUGGUGCUCAAUAAAUAUUUCUUAUAAAUAUCUAUGUUUAGAAAAAGGGUUGUACUGUUUUGUCAGGCUUCCUUUAUGAAUAGAAAUGAAUAGAAUAUUUUGUAAUAUUAAAUGUCUUUACUGUUGCUUUUGACAUCCUGACUAAAUAAAAGCAUACAUAUAUGACCUCAAACUUUUUAAAUAGUAGUGUAUAUAAAUUUUUAAUAAUAAUAUAAUAAAAUACAAAUAGUGAGAUAUUAGAUGUAGCAGGUGAGCUAAUUAUUUUAGUCAUUUGUCAAUACAUUUACAAAAAUAUACAUAUAUUUUUAAAUAACAUAAUUUCCAAUCAAUUUCACAUUUAAUGAGAAAAUUAGCUCUGGGUUUACUACAGCAUGACAGCAGGUUAUUGGGAAGAUGGAUUAACUGUAUUCAGAGUAACACAUUUUCACACUUGGAAGUUGAAUGUGGCUUGUUCAGUUAUUUGUUAAAGCAAAUGAAAUGUCUCAUCCGAGGAUUGUUACCAUCUUUGUAAUCUGUAACCAAUAAAAGCAAUAUGGCACUUAAUUGACAACA